CUCUUCCGGCCGCGGACGCCUGCGCACUGGGUGCUGCCCGCCGGCUAGAGAAACAUACCAACCGCUGGACGGAGGGGGACGCGGCGCCUCGUCGGGCUGUCGCUCCCGGAAGGACCCCUUGCGCCCCGGAACUUGGACUGCUCUCCGCCCAGGCUCUGUGGGGCCCUUGGUGCCUCCUGAUUCCAGUACAUCCAGGGCUGACUCUGCACCGUGUCCACCUCGCUGUCAUCCUGAUGUGCAUCAGUGAAGAGGAAGGGGGGACCUUACUGUGGGAGCCAGGAAUUGCCCGAGAUUCCAGGCAUGCCUGGGGACCUUUCAGGAGCUAAGGUUCCUGAAGCAGCAGCCUGAGUGAGCAGAUUGGACGGGCCUGGUUUCAGUUCUUGGGAGCCAUGAAGCCUUGCACCAGCGCUGGUGCUCCGCUGUGCUGCUGACCUGCAUGUGGCCACCCUGGGUUUCUGUUUCUUCAGUCAGAGUCAGAGCAGAGCCCGGGCCCGACUUCUCAUUGUCCCAAGCUCCCAAGCAUGUCAGAAGUAGAAAAAGUCAGAAAGACCCCCAAGAAACAGACACCCUCAGGAUCUACAGGGCGAGAGGCCCCUGUGUGUGCUGACCCCUCCGUGACCAGAGCCAGGAGCCCGGCUGCUCCCCUGCCUUCUCCCAGCUCCAAGUUCAACACCAGAGCUACCAACACCCCCUGUGGACUUGGCUGGGGUGCUGCGGGGCACCUGCCAGAGACCGAGGUCAAACUUGAGUUUGCAGACGUAGGGGAACAGACUAGCAGUGGCUUCAGGAAGGCUGGACCCUCCAUCUCCCAAAAGCGGAGGGGGAGGGACCUGUCCCUGCAGAGGAAGAGGCCCCGCCCCCUCCCUGGCAGCUCCUUGUGCCCCGCGCCUGACCAGGCUUUCCUGGGGGAGGAAGGGUCCCUGGGCCUGCAUGUCCAUGGUGAGAAGAGAGGAGCCUGCUCCCUGGAGAGGCCUGGUCUUGGCCCAGCUGCUGCCUGCGCACAUUGCCACGCCCGCCGUGGGCAGAAAAAGGCAAAGAGACACUCUGGACGCCGUGGCCUUCAAUCUGUGCCUGGGCAGGAGCCUCCUGUGCAGCCCGAGAAGAAGGGGUCCAAGCAGAAGGCCCGUGGACGGCGAGAGGUGGGGGAGCCGGCGGGAAGGAAGUCAAGGCACCCCGUGCUCAGCUCUGGCCAGGCCUCCUCUAAGCAGGUGCCGGGCGGGGCAGCCAGGCCGGGCGAGGCAGCCAGGCCAGACGGACCAGAGAUGGGCCAGCUUGGUGAGAAUGAGGUGGCCAGGCCGGCCGACAUCCUCAUAGCCCAUCUGGCCAGAGAGGUGCAUCACCUCAAGAAGUGGAAGAAGAGGCACUUGCUUCCUGGCGGGGGUGAGGAGUUGCCCCAGCCAAGCCUCCAGAAGCCACUGUGUAUGAGAGCCAUGCAGGCAGAGGCUGAGGGCUGGGCUCCCAGGCCAUCCCCUGGCACCCUGGACGCCCUGGAUCAGAGGCCCACGCCCGACACGAGGCACUUGUCUACCACCAACUGCAGGAACGUCUGCCCUGUCCCCUGCACCCUGUGUCACUCGAGCAUCAAACAGGGCAAAGUCAAGGGGCAGCCCCAACCCUCAGGUCUGGUCUGUCACUUGGCAAAGAAGCACGGGCUGGAGGUGGGGAGGGAGACCACGGAGGCUGGCCCUGGGGAGGAGCAGGGAGGGUUGCCCACGAAGAAGCUGAAAGGCCUGCCCGCGGGGGCCGCCAGCCUUGCCCCCGGGGGGCUCCUCUCGCCACAGUGCCACCCGAAUGCCUCACCCCUGGAAGAUGGUGACAGGUGGGUGGCCCUGGGCGGGCCUGAGCCGCUGGUACAGGCUUGGCCUCCCCUGCCUGCUCCCACCAGAGGGAACCCUGUGUCCCCCCCCACAGCGGGCGGGGAGGACCGAGAUGGCAUAUAUGCCCCCAACCAACCCCGCGCACAGGCCUGGAACCGCAGCAUUGCCGAGUUACUCUGCAGCCUGGCCCUGCCGCUCUCCUUUGUUUCGUCCCCACCUUUUAGAAGGUUCGUGGCCCGGAUGGACCCUUGCUACCGCCUGCCGUCUCCAGCCUUCUUCUCCGACGAGGCCUUGCCUCUGCUCCAUGAGGCGAUGGGCGAGCAGGUGUGGCAGGAGAUGCAGUGGGCCGAGGGCCGCCGGGUCCACCUCACUGUUUCCAUGGCAGCCCGGGACACGGUGGUGGACUAUGUGGCUGUCACUGCCCACUGGAGGGCGACGCAGCCAGGGAGCCCGAGGAAGCAGGCCGUGCUCUGGGUCCAAGGCCUGCCGCUGGACAGCACUGCAGAGGACAGGCAGCGGGAGCUGCGGGAGCAGCUCAGCCUGUGGCUUGGCCGUGGCUCCCUGCAACCAGGCUUCCUGGUGUCGGGGGGCUGCCCCAGUCUGGAGCAGGCGGUCCGGAUGGAGGGCUACGCCCACAUCCCUUGCUUUGCCCACUGCCUCAACUCCCUGGUGAGAAACUUCCUGUGUCACCAUCAUAGCAUCCAGAUCAUCCUGGGCACUGCCAGGGCCAUCUGCGGCCACUUCCAAGGCUCCGCAGAGGCCCGGCGGCUCCUCUCCCAGCUGCAGCAGCAGUGCGGUGUCCCGGCCCGCCAGCCCUUCGGGGAGCUCUCGGACCACUGGGUGUCUGCCUACCGCUUGAUGGAGUGGCUGGUGGAGCAGCAGCGGCCGCUGCGGGAGUAUGAGGAGAAGCACCAGCCGGGGAAGGCGGGAACAGCCCUGUCGGCCACCUUCUGGAGCCUGGCAGACAGCCUAGUCAAGCUCCUGCAGCCCUUCCAGAUGGUGGUCCGCGAGGCGAGUGCUGCGCAGGCCACUCUGAGCCUGGUGCUGCCCCAGCUGCGCUACCUGCACAUCUUCCUGGAGCAGCUUCGCGGGCACUUCGAGGGGCAGAGCGCCGGGGAGGUGGGCGCGGCUGUGCGGCUGGCUGAGGGCCUGGCCCUGCAGCUCGCCACAGACCUCCAGCUCACCGAGCUCUUCCACCGCGAGGAGCUGGUGCUGGCCACGCUCCUGGACCCCCGCUUCAAGGGGAGGAUUGAGGCCAUCCUGCCCGCGGGGGCUGACAUUGACCACUGGAAGCAGGUUCUCGUGUGCAAGGUCAAGGAGAUCAUGGUGUCCGAGGACGCCACGCCGCCCUCCCCUUCCCUGCAGGGCCCCAGGGCUGGGCGCGCGGGCGCCACCUUGAGUGGCAGAAGGAGCAGGAGCCCUGGGACUGGCGGCAAGGGCCAGGAGGAGCCGGUGCGGAGGAGCAGUCCCUCUGGGUCCUUGCUGCUGGCCCAGAGGGAGAGGAGCUUGCUGGAGCAGCUGGAGAGUGCCGGGCUGCUGGCCUCUGAGAGCAGUGGUGCCUCCCUGUCCACAGAGAACCACCUGGCCAGCAUCAUCGUUAAGAAGUACCUGCGUGAGAACGAGACGGUGGGCGCCCAGGAGGACCCCCUGGCUUACUGGGCAAAGAGGCGGGCAGUCUGGCCAGCCCUGGCGAGACUGGCCACCAUCUAUCUGUCCUGCCCCGCCACGGGCGCCUUCUCUGCUAGCGUCUUUGCCUCCCUGGACAGCCCCGCCAUCGUGGAGCACGGCGCCUCGCUCCCAGUGGAGACGGUCGAGCACCUUCUCUUCUUGAAGACCAACCUGGAGCACUUCCCCAGCUACACCCCACCACCCCUGGUCUUCCCCAGUGGAGACCUGGCUGAGGGGGAGCCGACCAGCGGGUGACGCCCAAGGGGCUGCCCGUGGGAGCCCGCAGCAGCUGGAAGGAGAGGGCAGAGGGUUGGCCAGAACCUUAAACCUGUUUGAAAAGAAUGUUUCUUGGUUUCGGACAGGUGGCUGUUUUGUUUCCAGGGAGCUGUCACUUUGCAUCUGCUCACCCCUUGAUUUGUGGCCAGCGGUGUGUGUGUGGAAAUGUUGGCUUUGUCAGUAGGUGGCUCUGAGUUGUGCCACUCAGUUUCCGGACCACAGUGCUCCUUUACAGCGCUGGUGGGCGGUGGGAGCCCCCAGUGGCCAAGUAGUAAGGAUUCUGCUAUGGGAGGGUUUGGUCCCUGGCCUGGGGGCUUCGGCGUGCUGCGGGCAUUGCCAAAAAAAUACGUGUCUUGGGGGAUGUAAGGGGCCCUGCACACCUCACUUGCAGCAUAACUGUGUGCGUCAGGGUGCAGGCCCUGCCCUCAGGGUCUGCUUCCUCAGAGAGCGACCAGGGGCCCCGGGGGCGGGGGGGCGGGGGUGCCACAGGGAACAUCUUCAGCCACCUAGAGCCUGGCUGAGCCGAGGAUGCUCCUCCUGGGAAAAGGAGGAGACCCCGAGGCAGGUAGCUGUUGUAAGAUGGAGGUGCUGUGCGGACAGUGGCUUCAGGACCAUUCCUCCCCGGGGACCCCAGAGUGCCCGAGGGUCCUCACGGCUGGGCUGCUGCUCCUCGGCCUGGGGUUGAGGUGGAGGGGCCUUCCCCUCCUCACACUGUCCUUCCCACCUGCAGGGUUCUCUAGACCCCUGGAGACCUGGGGCUUGCAGACGGCCUCAGGAAGCAGGCAGGGAGGGUACCCUGGUGGGCGGCUGCCCUGAGUUCCCUAGGGCCGUGUGCAGGGCCGGAGGGUCCUGGGCUGGGAGAAGGAGGGGCGAGCCCUCCUGAGGUGCUGGGUCACUGGGUCACGGGCUCGGGGAGGGAAGGUGGGCAGAGGCAGGGAGCAGCGCCGCCCAGCUUGCACCCUGGCCCUGGGGGUGAGCCUGGAGGCCUGUCCCCUCGCUUUGCCUGGGCCACUGUGACUAACUCAUGGUAGGACAUUGGGAAGUUACUGAGACUGUAAGGGAGCAGGAAAAAAUUCUCCGUCUUCUUUUACUCAGGGUGAGUUUGCACCCCUGCCCUACCUGGCAGCCUGUGUUUUCAGUUUAGCAGUGUAACAGUGGCGUGAAUAAAACUGUACAGAUUGCCUUC
Molecule: messenger RNA, 4947 nt
Organism: Sus scrofa (pig)
Lineage: Eukaryota; Metazoa; Chordata; Mammalia; Artiodactyla; Suidae
Gene: LRRC61
Product: leucine rich repeat containing 61
Biological process (GO): regulation of transcription by RNA polymerase II; outer dynein arm assembly
Cellular component (GO): cytoplasm
Molecular function (GO): protein dimerization activity
Source: RefSeq, a predicted model, not a curated record